UGGUGAGCUCGUAGCUUUCUUUCUGUUUAGCACAGCCACGCCGUGCACUUCAUCAUCCAGAGAAAACAGGCAUCAUGUCAGGGCUAAACACAUCGCUGGCAUACUUCUUUACUAUUAUAAGCGUCAGUGCAAUCGGUAGGGUGCUACUAUGGCGCUGGAAACCUCACUGGGGUUUCCUAACAGAACUCAUAGCUGCCUUUGCGCUCGCUGGCUGUAGGUUAGAAGUAGAGACUAUUGCAGAGGUCGGUAUGUGGGCCGGUAUGUUAGGUCCAGAUGUGACCUACACUAUGCUUUUUAUAUCUAUAGCCAUUCACGCCAUUAUCAUGCAAGGGGUGAGUGGCAAUCCGGCCGUGACCAUUAUGGGACUCCUGCAGAAAGAUAUCGGUAUGGUAAACGCCGGUCUCAGUGUUGCUUCGCAAUUUCUCGGCGGGUUUCUCGGCCUCUUAGUCGCAGGUAAAUAUUGGGAGAUGGAGCUCACAGACAUGCACAUGAUAAAGAAUCUGAUGAUGUCAGAGUGCAGCACAACCUUGCGAGCUCCGCUGCUACAGGGCACCAUUGCAGAAGCCAUCAGCGCAAUGACGUUUUACCUCGUUUACCUCGUACUAAAGAACAGGACACAGCUGCUGAGAAUUCCCAUAUUGGCUCUGUUGCUGACUUUCUUUGCCUAUGCAGGAAAUAGCUAUACCUCUGGGAUUGUGAAUCCAUCCCUUGCUUUUGCACUAACAUUCAACUGUCCUGGUCAUACCUUCCUGGAAUAUGCUCUUGUCUACUGGCUUGGGCCUCUUGUUGGUAUGACUCUUGCACUGUUCCUGUAUUUGGGAAAUAUACCACUGCUGUUUAACAAGAAUCUACUUUACUCCAAGAAGGCACGAUUUCGGGUACCUAAAGUGAAAAAUUCGGAGGAAAAGACCAGCUGAGAGAGAGAAGACAGAAAAGUCAGCAUUGAUGAUGUCACUCUGCGGGUUUAACUGCAAAACGUAUUUUAUUAUUAGCAGGAACAUUUUGGCUGUUUACAUUUGUAAUUUAAAAGUCUGUGUAAAUUUAAAGUUGGGAAAAAGUAUUUUUUAGCAAUUGCAGACAUAACAUGUAUGGUCUUACAGAAAAAAUAAACAAAAUGUUGAUGUUC
Messenger RNA from Misgurnus anguillicaudatus (oriental weatherfish), 1126 nucleotides. RefSeq names its product aquaporin 12 (gene aqp12). Gene Ontology annotation, cellular component: cytoplasm; membrane. The record is from RefSeq and is a predicted model, not a curated record. Lineage: Eukaryota; Metazoa; Chordata; Actinopteri; Cypriniformes; Cobitidae. Gene Ontology annotation, molecular function: channel activity. Gene Ontology annotation, biological process: transmembrane transport.